Messenger RNA from Effrenium voratum, 4944 nucleotides. The record is from the annotation of a GenBank genome assembly. Lineage: Eukaryota; Dinophyceae; Suessiales; Symbiodiniaceae.
GAGAUGUCCAGCUUCAGGUUCCCGCAUGGUGCCGCCACGCGAUUCGACUCAAUUGGUGGGAUUUCCCGCCUUCGCACUUGGACACGUGUUCGAGUCACAAGGUCCAAAACGGAACAGGGUGCCAGUUGUGUGGUUGCCUCGCCUGCGCAAGCAGCCAUUUUUGGGUCAAGACCGCAGCUGGAAAUCGCCACUCUUUAUCGCAGCACCCGCCUGCUUAACAUGGUUCACAUGGCCAACGCCGUGAAAAUUAUGGUGCUGCUUGCAGCGCCUUGGCUCUCAGCGGCCGACAUGUACUUGAACAGCCCCCGCGGAUCCAACAACAAGCUCCGCGAGCAGAGCAACAACGUGCAGAAUGCCAAUCGGCUCUUCGACUCCCAGAACAACGCGGCGGCGGGUUAUCAAAUUGGGGACGACUGCAAGCCGGCGUGUAAGGAUGGGGACAACAACUACGACGUCACCGUGGAAGGGGCUACCAAGGGAACCAUGAAGUUCUACCAGGGCUCGGAGCUCUACGUGGAGUGGACCCAUCAGCAUGGCUGUGGGGUUGGGCAUCCGAACCUGCGGUGCCAGAUCAUCCUGCAGUACAUGUCGGAGGAGGACAACCCCAGCCUCCGCGACGGCACCGGUCAAACCUCCGCAGGUGGCGAUGGCAACGACCCCACUGAGGCGGAGACGGCAGAGUUGGUGCGGGGCUACCACGAGCCAUUCGACUACUACCAGUCCUGCAUGGCGCGGGAGCGGAACCAGGGCCUCUACACUGCGGACCAGGCCCUGGAGGCCAACGGCGGUGCCUCCUCCACGCGGCAAAACCCCAACGGCAACGGCCGGCGCCGUGGAGCGCAGCGCCAUGGCCUCGAGUGCCCCGAGGAGCGGGACUACUACCCGUAUUGGCACCCCACCCCCUGGCACGACAUCGCCAUUCUCACGGACGAGCCCUACGAGCGCUGCGACUACUACCGCGCCGAGUCCCAGAACGUUGUGGCCAAAGGCUACUGCUCGCAGCCAGAGUUUAACAACCCGGACUCCUGCGCAGGCAACGGCGGUACCUGGAAGGAGCAGAGCCCUUUUGAGGAGCCGCCUCCCGAGUGCACCGGGAGCAUUGGCAGCCGGGACAACCACAACGGCAACGUCCGCAACGGCCAUCCGCAUUACUACGUUUGGAAGAUCCCGGAGUACCUCACGGGAAGGGUGGUGUUGCGGAUCAGGUACAACAUCACCACGGGGGACUUCAACUACGGAUCUUUGGCCAACCCCAAGGAAGUUGGCGCAGAGCUCACCGGAUCCAAGGCGGACCCCUUCUUCAUGGACCGGAAGUUCAACGACCCCAACCCCGGGACCCGGCGGCGGAGCACCUUCGCCGGGCGCCCGGCGGUGCCUGUGCCGCUGGCCCAGGACCCGGUGGCCGACUGGCUGAAGCUGGGGGAUACCAAUCAGGACACCUCGCGGCUGCUGCAGCUUCAGGUGAACACCAACCAGUUUGGGCGCACCUUCGAAGACCGCACCCACUCCUUUCUGGUGCUGGAGCGCCCUGCCAACGUGCCCCAGGCCCAGCGCAUCGUGAACUUCAAUGUGCGCGGCCGGCGUGGCAACAUCGUGCAGGUGUACCCUGCUGUGGAAUACGACUUCGUCCCGCAGGACCUCAAGGUGGAGCAGGGCACUUUGCUCCACUUCCAGUGGACGGGCUCCGACGCCAACAACAAUAACAACGCGGGGAACGGCCGUGCUGGGACUGACCGCUCCAACCUCGUGCAGGUGCAGUCCAGGUCGGAGACAGUGCCACUACCCUUGAGCAAGCACACCCUGCUCUUCAACGCCCUGGCGAACCCCGAUGACCCCGAGGGCCGGCGCCUGGCGGACAAGUUCGCGUACCUGGACCAAGACUCGAUCGUGACCUGUGACCCGGACACCAACAACCAGAACUCGGAGACCAACUGCAAGCAGCUGAACGGCGCCUCCGCCUACUUCGACGGCGGCCUGGUGGAGAUGAAGACGGUGGGCACCCAUCACAUCGCAUCCACCAGGAACAACGACUUCUCCAACCGGUCCCACAAGGCCCAGAUCACCGUGACCCGAUUCUCUUUGGAGAUCUACGAGAACAUCGCUGUCGGCGUGGGCGGCUUCUGCUUUUUGGUGCUCUUCAUCUACGUCUGCUGCGCGAUCCACGCGUGCCGGAGGCCUGGCAGUUGGCUCUUCAGCCGCCGGUACCGGCCGCGGCUGCUGCACUGGGUGCUGCGGAAGGCGACCAUGGAGCGGCUACUUGAAGAGCGACGUCAGCUGGUGGCCAAGCAGAGGAAGGAGUGGGCCAAGAAGGCCAACGCCCACGCCGCGGACGAGGAGGGCGCCGACGUGGGCGCGGCAGAGGUGGCAUUGCCCGAGGAGCAGGUGACCUGGUUCCAGGGCUUGACGCGCUGCUUCCGGAAGUGCGGCUUCGGGGAGCAACAGCUCACCACCUUCAUGUUUGGGGUGCUGAACGUCUUGGUCUUUGCCAUUGGGUUUUUGUCCAACUUGAGCGGCGGCUUCCAGAAGAGCUGGGCCUUCCCCAUCGCCAAGGGCGGCGGCUACUCCAUGGACCUCAACUUUGCGCUGCUGAUUCUGCCUACAUUGAAGAGCCUGCAGACCACCAUGAGGCGGGUGAGUUCCUCUCGGGAGUGGGUGCCCAUCGAUGACCCUAUCAACUUCCACAUCGUCAUCGCCAGCUUUACGAUGCUCGGGGCCUUCGUCCACAUCGCGGGGCACUGUGUGCACAUGUACCUCAUCCGCACUGCGCCUUUGAUCCAGCUGGACCCUCUGCAGCUCUGGGAUCUCACGCCCCAGGAGAAGAUGAGCGGCAUGACUUUGUGGCAGCAGGUGCUCAACAUUCAGAUCCGUUGUGCUGGUCUCACGGGCAUCAUCCUCACUUUCAUGAUGGUGGCGAUUUUGCUGACCGCUGUCAGCUGCUCCCGGCGGGGCACAAACUGCCUCACGCGGCGCUUCUUCGGGUUUAACCUCUUCUGGCGGAUCCACAUGUCUUGGAAGUGGAUCUACGUCCUGCUGCUUCUGCACGCCCCGGCCCGGCUGUGGAUUUGGUUCUUCUUCCCCUUCAUCUUCGUGGUGGUGGACAGAAUGCUGCUGGCCAACAACCAGGCGCUGAACCUGAGCCUGAAGAGCGUGAAGCUGUUGCCCCGCGACGUCAUCGGCUUGACUUUCGAGCUGCCGCAAGGCUUCGCCUACCAGGCCGGGCAGUACAUCUUGCUGGGCUGGAAGGGCGAGUGGCAUCCCUUCACCCUCACCUCGGCGCCGGAGGAGAACUGCAUCAGCGUGCACAUCCGGGCGCCCAACACCUUGGACUGGUGCUCUGCGCUGCGGAAGCGCCUCACCGAGACGGCUCCAGGCCAGGCGGCGGGGCUGAAGGAGACGAAGCCGCCCAAGGCGCCGCGGGUCUUCGAGUACAGCAAGCACACGCUGCCCAACAGCCACAUCGUGUACAAUGUGCCCAAGGUGAGUCGUGCAGAGGCAGAGGGUGAGACAAGGGCCGACCCAAGGCUCCUAGGGCGCAACGCCUCGGGCAAGGUGCUGGAGCCGGCGCGGAGCGGGAUGACGAUGAUCAGCCGCCCGGCGCCGGGGAUGCUGCCGGAGGAGGCGGUGGUGCUGCAGGUGACGGGGCCCUUCGGCGCUCCCGCGCAGAAGGUCUGGGGCUUCGACACCUUGAUGGUGGUGGGCGCCGGCAUCGGCGUCACACCCUUCGCCUCCAUCCUGCGCUCCGUGCAGCUCCGCGCGCGCCAGCGCGAGACCAUCAUGAGCGCGGCCACGAAGCCUUCGGCGUGGCGGAACAUGGUGACGAACGAGGCGGAGGACAGCCGGGCCUCCUUGCAGAAGCUGGUGGAGGACCUGGUGGUGAUCCCCAAGAAGAUCUACUUCUACUGGAUCUGCCGGGGGCAAGAGGAGUUCGACUGGUUCUGCGACCUGCUGGCGGAUGCCGCUGAGGGCCCGCACGCUGGCAUCGUGGACAUCACCUUGUUCCUCACCGGCGAGAUUGAGUUGUCCCAGGUGAAGAAGCUGCCCUGCGCCUCGGGCCAGUUCUUUGGGCGACCCAACUGGGGCCGGAUCUUCAAGCAGAACCGAGAGAAGCAUCAGGGCGAGCAUGUUGGCGUCUUCCUGUGCGGGUCCCCCAUCAUCGGAGAAGAGCUGAGCCGGCAGAGCGUGAAGCACUCGGAUCUGGUGGGCACGCCACACGCCACAAGGUUCUCAUUCUUCAAGGAGCACUUCUGAGGCUGUCGGAGGAAAAGCAGGGGCCUCGACGUCAGCAUCGCCCCUUUCGGGGUGGCCCAACCGGCGAGCCUUGCGUUCAAUCUGAGGUGGCGAAUUCCCUCUCGAUGAACGGAGAGUCAGAUCUUCGGCUGAUUUCUGAGCCGAGGAUCUGGUUUGCGGUCCCUUAGAGGGGCUUGUGGCUUCCAGAGCUUCCGUUAAUUGGGUAACCAGGGACAUCUGAACAGCUCACCGAAAGUUUCAACCGGUUACCUGCAAGAAUGGAUUGCCUGGGAGCUAUUGGCUGCAGUCCUCGUUUUUUGGGUGCGGUGGGUGGUGCACUGGCUUUCGAAUGUCUGGCCCCUGCGCGGCUUCAGCGAAUGCUGAAGAACCGUACGGCAGUCGCCGGGUUUCUUAGCUCAUUCCCAGGCCUUGCUCACCAGUCGAGGUCUGGCGAGCUUCUUAUAUCGAUUGCCACAACCGAGACCACACGAGUCUGGUUGGUGCUUUCCAGCACGCCUCCCAUCGCGCCCGCCUUUUCCUCUCCCCCUCCCUCCCCCCCCCCUUACCGGGUGCCUUUAGACACUGAGAGGCGAUUUGGCAGUGAUUUUCUUUGAAUGCUUUAAGACUGCUCAAAUCAUGUCGAAGGACGCUGCCAAAGAGGCAGAUCGACGUGUCCGCCACUUCAUCCUGAGAGCAUGCCUUGGAGCCUGCAAAUGA